CUACUUCUUCAUUGUACACCUGAAGCAGCCAAGAGUGAGUUCUAUCCUUUGAGAACCUGAUCCUGCGGCCUGCUGCAUGGUGAAGGCCACAUGCUUGCGCCGUCGCGACACAAUGCCGUGGGCCUGAUCUCUGGCCUGGCAAGCCGUCCCGGCGUCAACUCCAGAAUUCUGGGUGGAUUGGCUAUACGAGCUAUUCGACCAGCCUCCAUAGCCUGGCAUGGGUCCUCAGUACUCAGUUAUGUCCCACUGUGUAGUUCAGCUUGCUGCACUCCAUCAGGGACUAUUGGUGGAAGGCGAUCGGUGUGGAUUUCGGCGAAAACAAGUCAGACGACUCCGAGUAUACAAGCGCAAAGUGCUCCAACAAGGGCGUGGCCUGUCAAAGGCUGGAUGCAACUUCGCAAUGCUUCCUCGGGGCCCGAGCGAUCACAGACUGAUAAGAACCAGGAGACUAGUGAUGCUCGAUCAAAAACAACGCUGACAAAGAUCCUCCCACGCCUUCCCACGCUGCACGAGAACAUCUACACGCUCCCCAACAUCUUGACCUUCACACGGCUCAUCGCCGCUCCAGCAGUGGGCUACUUCAUCCUGACCUCGCAGCCUCUCGCCGCCGUAUCGCUCUUCUUCUACGCGGGCAUAACGGACCUUGUCGACGGCUAUCUCGCCCGGCGCUUCAACUCCACGACAGUAGUCGGCACGGUGAUCGACCCCAUGGCCGACAAGGCUCUUAUGACCAUCACCGUCGUCUGCCUCACGGUCAACGGCACGCUGCCGCUGUGGCUCGCCACGAUAAUUCUCGGCAGAGACGUCGGCCUGGCCAUAUCCGCCAUCUAUUUCCGCUGGAUAUCCCUGCCCCCACCCAAGACGAUGGCGCGGUACUGGGACUUCAGUCUGCCCAGCGCAGAGGUGCAUCCGACCGAGAUCUCCAAGAUCAAUACGUUUCUGCAGCUGCUCUUGAUUGGGAACGCGAUGAUAUUGCCCGUCCUGCCUGAAAGUCUGGUGCACGCGUACAAUCUGACAGGCGUGUUCGAAGGAUGGAUGUACCUCGUAGCCGGGACGACGGUGUGGAGUGGGCUGAGUUAUGUGGGCAACAAGUCUGCUGUGAAGAUUCUGUCAAGCGGAGAGAUCGAGGAACAGAUGGCGCAAAGGGAGAAGGCCCGGCGGUCUGAACAGAAAUAACAUGACGCCCUUUCUUUCGUGGCGAGCGCUAGAGGCAGAGGCUCGGUCGUCAACUGUACAUUAUCAUGUUGUUGGAGGAAACAAGGCAACUUCGUAGAGAAGAUGGAAACAUUGUAUUACACUCUCGUUAUUCA
This is a messenger RNA of Exophiala xenobiotica, 1310 nucleotides long. RefSeq lists its product as uncharacterized. The coding region runs from base 91 to 1176 and encodes 361 amino acids. Gene Ontology annotation, molecular function: cardiolipin synthase activity. The record is from RefSeq and is a predicted model, not a curated record. Lineage: Eukaryota; Fungi; Ascomycota; Eurotiomycetes; Chaetothyriales; Herpotrichiellaceae. The transcript is spliced from 3 exons. Gene Ontology annotation, cellular component: mitochondrion; membrane. Gene Ontology annotation, biological process: cardiolipin biosynthetic process.